This is a messenger RNA of Porites lobata, 35417 nucleotides long. Lineage: Eukaryota; Metazoa; Cnidaria; Anthozoa; Scleractinia; Poritidae. The record is from the annotation of a GenBank genome assembly.
UGAUUUUAAUCUUGAAUGUCAUUUAUGCGGAGGGCCUCCUUGAACAGUUCAAGUCAAAGCUACUCUUCGGUUCUGAUCUACAAUGAAUACCCAUUCCCUGCUUCUUGCAAUCACUCUUCUACCUUUGACAAUAGUACUUCUACUCGAGGUAAGUCAAAUCAUCUCAAAACGGAUUCGAUUUAACUACGCCUAGAGCAAUUUCUCUGCAGAUAGGCAUUUUAUAGAUUCCAGUUUUGAUUUGUUACUAGAUAGACUGUUGUUUUAACUUCUAUCUUGUGUAAGACUCCUCGUUUGCAAGGUUUUCAAACCCUCGAGUGGCUUUUCUAGAUCGCAUUGCUCGUAAUACAGAGUAAAACAGGAAUUAUACACAAUAAGUGUUUGGCUUGAGACUUAUCGAGUAAGUUUUCCUUCGUAAGUAAGGAGAUUAGCUGCGAUCAAUGCCACCCAAAAUCUGGCGUAAUCCUUCAAACAGAUGCAAUUUAGUUCUCGAUUGUUGAUAGCAAGUUUCCAACAAAUAUUUCCAUCACUUUUGCAGAGUUUAUGUAUAUACACUUGCUGUGUUUUAAAUGCCCCCUCUGUGUGAUUCACUUUUGUUGUUAUUUACGCCGCGAAAAUAUGCAUUUUCCAUCCUAAAUGACCUUUCACCCUAUUAUGCAAAGAUUGAUCUCUCUGUAGUGUGUUUUCUUUGUAAUUCAAGCGACCUCUUCCAAAUUGGAGUGUCUGACUCUGCUUUUAUCAUAACUUACCUUGGUUUAAAGACACUUUUUGCGGACAUUUUAAAGUCAAUUUCGAAGAAAAUUUAAAAUGAUACAUGCUACAGCGAACAAAAACUGACGAGCAAAAACGACGGAAAAAGCAGUUGGCUUUUUUUGAGUCUCGUUAACAAUGGAAAUUGGAAAUGCAAGGGUUAUCGUAAACCUGACUCAUCCUUUACAAACACACAACCUGUUCCAACUUAAUUUGCGAUACUGAGCAAUUUGAGUGAUACUUAACUGUCAUUGACGUAAUUAUCUAUAGUACAGUUGCUUUGUGAAUGUAUUAGAAGAAAAUAAUUGUCGGCUUUGCGCUUAAAAACGUGAGCUUAUCAAACCACCCGGCAUGCCGGAAAUCAAGGAUAUAUUACUAUUCUGUGAUUGUUAGGAGAGUUAGAUUUUAUAUCACUAACAGCUUUAAUUUUGAUUGAAUCGCUUAUUUCAUGCCUUGUUCCUGAGACCGUACCACGAUUUAUUGUAUAAGGGAUAGAUUUAAGAUUUCAACUCAAAUAAUCAUAGUAUUUUAUAUAAAUAGUAGGGGAAAAUCCCACCAUAUUUGCCUUAAAGUCCAAUAAUUCCUCACUUUUCAAAGGUGAUAAAACGACUUUGAGGGUUUGUAAUCGUGGAUAGUUCUUCUUGUUGCUGAUUGAUAUGAAGAAGUCUGUUCGACACUAAAAGAGAGCAUGAGAUAGAACUGAAGCAGACUGUAAUUUUCUUUGACGACUUUUUCGUAAUCAAUUCAAUAUAAUCGUUUUUAUUAGGUUAAUUCUUCACUUGUGGUAGUUUUAGCCAAAGUCAAUUCAUUUGAGUUGGAAAAUCGGUUUAAAUUACAUGAGACAGCUUUAGACAUUAAACUAGACUGACUGAAAUUUUUGCGAAAGAAAAGUACAUUUAUAAAACUGGAAAUUCUUUUAAUUUACGGUUUAUUUGCUGUUUCUGCAACGUAAACAAUAUCUGCGACGUGUAAAAUCGCGAAAAAAAAAAAUCUUUUUCAGUGGAGAAAGAAACAAAGAAAAUAUUGAUGGUGUCGAUCCGUUCCAACUGUGCCCGGGGGGGACCUUGCAUAUGAAAGGGGUGGGGAUGCUCGUCGGAAAUUUUGAAUUAAACCCCUAAAGGAGACCGAUCUGUGCGUGGGCCAAACUUUUUUGAAACCUAAAAGAGACCAUAUUAAAACACAGACAAAUGAGAAAACUUGGAUUAUAUGAAUGGAGUAAAUAAAAUGAAUUAAAAAUAUACAUAUCAAAUAUAUUUUUAUAUUUUUUCGCGUGACCUUCACGGCUAAAUAUGAUGGCGUUUUGCCCAGAACACCCUAAGUGAGACCAAAAUGCGAAAUUUACACCCCUAAGCGAGACGACGAGCAUCCCAGCCCCUUUCAUAUACGGAGUCCCCCCCGGGCAACAGUGAUCCUUGAGCUGUGAUAGUGUUUAGAGCUAAGUUGGCUACCUCAAGCUCAAUAUAGGGGAAAAAGCUAAAAGACUUGUUGCGAAUAAUUUCCUUUAAUCCUCAAUUUGUAAUUACUGCUACUGUUAAGUACCAAAUUUCACUAUGGCUGACGAUCUUAUCAAACAGUGAAAUUUAAAACUUGCACGUUAAAAAUCUUUUCAAAACCCUUGUACUUUUUUUUCCUCACAGACUCUUGGUAAAAACAACAGUUCGUCUGUUAAAAAAAGGGUCUCAGCUGCUACUAUUUAAGGGCAAAACCUCCCGUCUCUAAAUUGUCAAAAGUUGAUGAGACACUGAUCACGACUCUUUUGUAUUCAAUUGCAAUGUUCCAAUAGCAAUGCAAUAGCAAUAGCAAUGUCCAAUAGCAAUAUUUCCAAUAGCAAUAGCAAUGUCCCAUUCCAAUGUUCGGGUAUUUAUAAAAUUUAUAAAUUUUUUUGAUUCUGAAUUCUUCUGAGAGCAAACAAUUUAAGAGUAAAAUAAUGCAUAACCAUUUUUUAUAUGUUGGUUCGAGGUCUUUAGUAAUAAAGCUUUCUUUCUCUCAUUUCUCUAUAGAAACACGUGGAAGGCCAGCAAUGCGACAAGUGUAAAGGAUCAUUCUUCAACUUGCAGUCAGAUGAGCCUGAGGGCUGUAUACCAUGCUUUUGUUUUCAGCUGUCGAAAGAUUGUAAAUGCGCCGAUUUUUACAAAGACAUAGUAAGUCAUAAUACUUGUGAAAAAAAAAAAUUGAAACGACUUCAAAUCUCAAAACAAAAUGCAGUCAAUUAUAGCCUUGUGGACCCCUCGCUAUUACGGUCCCUUCAACCAUCAGGGAGAGCAGCCAAAUUCCCGACAAGAAUCAAUUGCAGACGUUUGACUGAAAGAAAGUUCUGUUACUAUGGACUCUUGUUAUUACGAGAACUUACUCACGGUCCCGGGAGUGUCCACAACCGGCGGAAGUAGUGUACAUGCGCAGUGUCUAUCGUCUGUAUUUGUGUAUUGAGCGGUCUGCUUUGAUCUAUUUUUCUUCUAUUUUUGGUUCGUUUGUUAUCAUGUGUUUGUUUUCACAUUCUGGCAAACACAAAGCCAAACUGAAUUGUCGUAACAUGUUACAGAUGAUGCAUACUAGAAAUUUUGUCACAAAAAAUACCGGCAGUGGUAACGCAAUUCGCUAUUUACACCUCCACACAAUACACCUUGUUUGACAUCCCCCCCCCCUCCCUCAAAAUGUGCAUAAGUAGUGUAUUCAAUUUUUUUUGAAACGACUGAAAUACCCAGGAGAAACGAAAAACAAAGCUAUGCAUUGUUGGGGGGAGGGGGGAGGGGGGAAGGAGGGCAAAUAAGGUGUAUAGUGGCAAACGAGGUGUAUUGUUGGAAAUGUGCAAAUAAGUCAAUUGCACGAUGACGAACUUUAACUUCAACUGCCAGAAUCCUUAUUAAAGUUUCGCCACAUCAGUGUUCCAAAACAGUGCAAAACGGUGGCCAGGUUGGUAUUCCAAACCGGACUUGUGGGAGUUGAACCUCUUUCUCACAUAAAAACUUUCUUUUUUGUUCCAACGAAUUGGCAAUUAAGCUGCUGGCCACAUAAGUGACAACGCUCUAUGACUAUAAGAAAGCAAAAACGAAAUGAAUUCUGGAAGAUGCAGUCAAAUGUCGCCUUGAAAAUGAACUAUUGGUUUUCCUAACACCCAUCUACUGCAUAGCGAUUUAUCCGGUGGAUACCUCUAUGAUCCUCCAUCCAACUUUUGAAAACUGGGGCCAGAUAGAUAAUCAAAGUGAAACUGCACCUCUUGUCGCAUUUUCUUUAAAAAUGCUUAGUAUCUUGUCAGUAUGAGGUUAUAACAUUAAUGCUAUCAAGUUUUCAUAGCACCCACUUUCCUUUUUUAUGUUUUAGAUCCCUGUGCUCAUCGCCAUGAUUAAAGGCCCCGACUACCUACGUCUCACAGACUUGUCACGUGAUCCAAUAAUUAGUUCAGACAUCGUGGUUCAGGGUGAUCCGGCACAUUAUGUCUAUGACAAGUUUGAUAAGCUGCCUAAAGUCACGUAUUAUUGGUUCCUGGGGAAGGAGUUUAGAGGAGACAUGGUAAGUCUUUAUUCCCGCCUUGAACAUUUAAUAGUGACCAACAUGCAGUUUCUCCAUAUAGGGACGAAGCUCAGUCAAACAACCAGGUUAGGAGAACAACAGGAAAUAUCAACAAGUAAUACAGGUCGUGAUUGCUAAGCGAAUUUGCACGAUACAAGAAAGCCAGGGGAAAAAAGGUGUGAGAGGCGAGGGUGACGCGCGAGAAGACGGAACCAGAGAUUUUUUUCUCGGCUAGUGUGCUGUCCUAGUUAUUUUUUUUUUCGCGCUACUAUCACGCUAAUUCGCGCUCGGCUGAAAAACAAGUGAUAUUCAGGCUGGAACUUUGGUGACCUCUCGGCUUAAUAGGCCUCUGGUUGAUUAUAGGGCAAAUCUAAGUGCGAGAGAGAGGGGAAAACGGAAGUGGAGAGGGCUGUAGCCUCCAGCCUUCCUCUACCUACCGCCUAUUCUUGAUCGUUCCAGGGAGCCUUUUUGCUGGCCAAUGUGACCAAUUUACCCAUCCCCAUCCCUUCCCUGCCUCCCCAAACGGUUUUGGGUAUUUCUUUCUUUUAAGUAGGCAAGGUGUCGCGAAAAAUGGAAGUAAAAACAAAUAAUGCCAUUUAUCUGAGACCUCGUUCAUGGACCUUCUUUUUUUCCACAGAUUACGAGCUAUGAUGGUAUCUUGCGUUACACAGUUUCACAUGAAAUGGAUCCGGGAGGCAAACUGACCUCAGAAACAGAUGUUCAGUUGAGGGUAGGUUGUGUUUUUUACAAUAACUAAGCGAAUCCUCACGCGCUGAUUGGUCGAGAGCUAUGGUCUAUGCGAGUAUAGACCGUGAAAAUGACGUAACAUUUUCCGAGAAACUUCGCAGGAAACGAAAAAUAAAUGUUAUUGUAAAAAACAAAUCGACCACAAUUUUCCAUGGUCUACACUCUUUUAGACCAUAGAAAUUACGCCAUAAAAUGUUGAAACUUUGCAGUGAAACUUGAGUUUUGGACAUUUUAUGACGUCAUUUCUAUGGUCUAUGAGAGUGUAAACCAUUGUGAAAUUGUGGUCGACUUGUUAAAUACACUCCGUACCCCGAAAUAUACAAGAAUUUUUUUGGCAACAUUAUUUCUUUAAGCAUCCGCUUACUGGCUUUUCGGCUUUUGACAGCACAUAGAGAACUGAACAGAAACACUUUCAGUUAUGUAGCCUGCGAAACAGCAGACGCAUUUCCGGUCGUCGCUUCUCUCCCUCCGAAACGACGACCGGAAAUGCCACCAUUUCGCAUGGUAUUUGAUACUCUAGAGUAAGCCAUCGAAAGCCUACGUUAAAGUGCGGACGCGGAAGCUAAAGCCAGAAAUCUUCACCUAAAACGAAUUUAAUUUAACUGUAGGCCAAAGGAAGGCUAACCUGGACUGCGUGGUAACUCUUUGACAUUUUCCACCUUUUUUUACUUGUCCUUCCAUGACACCCUCGCGUUGCCUUUUGCUUACGUGUUUGUUGGUUUGUUUUUCAUAUCUUAUAGGGGAGAGGAAUUGUUCUGAACUUUAGCCAUAGGAGACGUCUUGAAGGAGGAAAGAAAAUUUUUUAUGGCCUAAAAUUCAACGAGGUAGUUUACAUGUUACGAACUUGUGUCAACACAAUGUCGUCUGCGAGCGGGAAAUCACGCGUCUGUGGCGAAUCAUUCAAAAAGAGACGUGAGAGUUUUUUCUUCCUUGUUCCACUUGUCUCCACUCGCGGCUCUUACUGCUUGCCAAUCGAAUUGGAGGCCAGGGUUAGGGUUGAUUUCCACUGCCGUGUAAUUUUUGCGCGCGUAAAUGAAAAAGAGGCAAUGUAUGAAAAGGCCACGCGUAAACGUAAAACUUUUACGUAUACACGUGACCUUCCAUACAUUGUCUCUAUUUUAUUUACGCGCGUAAAAUUUAUGUGCGUUCGCACGUAAAAAGUACGCGACGGUUGAAAUCCACCCUUACUCUAAGCCGGACGUCUGUCUGGUGGAAAAGAGUAACGUGGCCUCCGGGACGAUUCUGUGUGCUUUUCUCUGUUUUCCGCUAGGCGUAGCCUGGAUUGCGAGCGUUUUCGCGCUUUUUAACUGAAAGGAGGCUUAAAACGGUUCAUUUGUUUGUGAACGUUAGAACGUGCGUAGGUUUUCUCUAACACCGACUGCUAUUACACCAGGACUACCUGAGGUUCCCAAAUCGUAGCCGUGUAACAAGAGAGGACGUAAUGACUGCGCUGUCUUCUGUGGAGAGCAUCUUAGUUCGAGCAACUUAUAGCACCACCACAACACAAGCCAGGUUAGAUUAAAACUAACUUAUUGGACGUUCUUAUACCGUUCGUGUAAAGGCUGUAAUUAGCUUUGUUAUUUAUUUAUUCAUUUUUAUUAUUAUAUGCUGCAUAUUAAUGUUAUCAUUUUGUCGUAAAAGAAAACACCGUUGCUUUACGGAAUCGAAUUUGUAUAGUUGCAUACAAGGACGGCUGGCAUCCAACACCGUGCCUCAAGCAAGGGAGAUAAAAAAUUCUAGACCCCCGGCAAGAUUGGAACCCAUGGCCACCCAAAACCCCCUAUUCAGUGAGCAACGCUAAGUUAAUAUUUUGGUCUCAAGAAUCUCCAAAUUUGUAACAUUCAUUUACCGAGCUUUGAAUUUGCCAUCUUUAUUAUUUCAUAAAAUUGCGUACUUCGAAUAAAAUCCCCUGUUAACUUUCGCCAACACGCCAAGCUACUAUGCUGCACCAGGAAAUAGUGAGCUGCUUGGACUCAGCUUUGCAUGACAUACUGCGCAUGCCUCGCCAAUAUCUUAAGCUAAACGUUCCCCUUCCCUGAUAUAUUCUGUAGUCUAUAUGACGUUAAGCUGGAAACAGCAGUGAAGCAAGAAACAAGAUACGGAAAAGCCAAAAACAUCGAGGAGUGCGCAUGUCCUCCGGAAUACACUGGUACAUCUUGUCAGGUGUGUCUAUGAUAAUUAACAGUUAAUGAAUGAGGCUGAGUAUCUUUUGAAGAAUUAUGGAGAUCGAGGAGGGUGUUAUCCGUCGAGGCCGUAGGCCAAGGCGGAUAACACCCUCCGAGAUCUCCAUAAUUCUUCAUAUGAUACGAAAGCCGAAUUCAAUAACUGUUUUAUUAUUCAUUCAAAAUAAUUCCUAGUUUAAAAGCAUAGCUAAAACAUGCUUACCUCCAUCGAUCCAUCGAUGUUGAGUUCAUCUUCGAUAGUGUACGUUUAGGUUUGUCCAGGUCCGCAGAUAUUCUCCAAAUAGCAGAUGUCGCCCUUCGAGUUGUCUUCUUGCUGUUCUUGCUAUGUUUUUAGCUAUUUUUUCGCUUAGUUCUUACUCUUGAAACGAGUGAAAUGUCCGCCAUUUUUUCAAGUUCACAACCAAAACAACUCAACCUCGUCCCCAGGUCUUCUCGGUUAACGGUGCCUAACCUGCGAAAACGCUGCAUUUUUGACGUCAUUUCCUCGUUAAAGUAAAAAUUCUUUCAAACUUGGUCAUUAGUAACUGGUUAUGGUGAACUAAACGUGUGCUUUUAGCCAAUCAGAAUCGGGGAAAUAUUUUGAAUGAAUAAUAAUGUAAAUUAAAGGUCAAUCACACAUCGGCUUUCAUUCGUUCGCCACACUUACGUAUCACCGAUCUAUCAUUUCAUGCCUUAUUAACUUCUUUGGUGGAAAGCCCUUUUUUGGUUUGGUCAGUGUUAAUAAAGUGCAAUGCAAUGGAUAAGAAGCCCCUUAGCCUACUUUGGCAUUUUUAUCUAUUUAUGGAUUCAUUCAUUUUUAUUUAUUUAUUGUUACUAUUAUUAUUGCCCCCGCAGGGAUUUCGCCCAGAGGCGAAAUCCCGAGGAGGCACCCUAGUAACUCGCGCGUAUAUUAAUGACAGUACUUACAGUUCAAAUAUACAGUCAGUAUACUAGAAAAACUCUCGAUUUGCUCGAACUGGGGCCGCGAGGAAUCGGUAGGUAAUAAUGACGUUUCUAUUGUUUGCGCCCGCAAGUACGAAAUGGUUAGGAUGACGUAAAGACAGAAAAUCCCAAAGGGACCGCUCAGGUAGAUUUUGUGACAUUUAUUGUGCGGUCAUACUUCGACACUCUUUUGCUUUACACAGUGACAUUCUGUGGAGCAGUUGUUUUGAAAGUUAUGGACCAAAAGACACUCGUUAAGCGCAGGAGAGGUUAUAAGGUGGCUGCGUUUAACUGUGUAUAUAUAAACACUUGGAGAGUUUGCCAGACACGAGUUCACAAAUCUUUGAUUUAUAUUGGAAACCUUGCGAGACACUCUUUCUCUCUCUUUGAUCGGAAUAAGACUCAGCCCCAAACAAGCAAGACGAGUGAACAACGGCUAGCUUAUCACUAGCAGAUUGUUGGACAUUUACAGAAAUUCGCCGACAAUCAAAUUCUGUGCUGACUUAUUCCCUGCUCACAGAUGUCCUUCCGUUAUAAGACUAGAAUGCGCGAGCGUGAAUCGGUCAAACGUCCUUUUAACUUCUAAGGCUUACUUUCCGGCAAAUAAAAUGAACUGAAUGUAAAAAGGGAGAGAGAAAUAGCGAAAAUUAAACUUCUAAUUAAAUCUUUUCUUAUGGUUUAGAAUAAACUAUUCUCGAAACUGAGAAUGUUUUGAUCAAAGCUGUGUAAAUCGAGCUAAAACUGUGCAUGGAACCUUGCGUUUCCUGUAUUUAUCUCACCUAUUGUAUGGAAUAUGUGUGAAAAUCUUCAUUAUGAAUCGAUAUAUUCAAAGAGCUACACAGCCAGCAGGAAUACUGUUGACCGACAAUAUACAGAACGGAGGCAGCUGUAGUGUCAACUAUUUCUAGUUAGUAUUUUUCUGGUUAGCUAUAUUUGUCUUCAUCGUGCACAACUUUCAGCGACAUUUCUAUCAUUAUCAAGUGACUGAACCAACAGAAAAAAAAGGGACAUUUUAAAUUUAUGGAGUCACAAUUUGUGAACAAAAAGAGAGGAUUAUGCACAGUCAGAGAGUUCCCAACAUAAAUGGAGGCACCGUUGUUUUCAUUUUGGUGUUCGUCAACUUUUAUAAACAAUCUCUUCUGCCAACUAUCGAUAGUGUUUGUUUACCAGUUUGAGACUGCAUGUUGUAAAUCUGAUGGACAUUUUCUUUUUAAGUGUCUGAUUCACAAGGGUGUGAACAAAGAGGGGAAGAAAUAUAUUCCUUGAGAACUUAACUAUCACCUGGUAGAACGGGCGGAAGAUUUGAAACUCUUCUGUCUGAAUACAAGAUAUUUUUGAAACACUUUUUCCAAAGCUGCCUAUACGCUAGCCUAACAUCCACAAUGAAUAAAACUUGCAAAAAAAAAAGUCACAUUGAGUCUAACACGACAGUGUAUUAACCUAAUCACGAGUGUGUUCAUUCUGCAGCAAUGUGCCCGUGGAUAUACGCGCUUGUACCCGGGUCCAGACUUCUCUCCUUGUGUACUGUGUUCCUGUAAUGGGCAUUCAAAGGAAUGUCACCCUGAAAAUGGCCAGUGCUUGGUGAGUAUUUAUAUUUGCUCUCUUUGUUAACAAUCCGCAAAUCGCAUUAAAAAAGAAAUAAUGUUGAAACCUUACCAAAACGUGUAAACUCAUCCUAAUCGACGUGGAGAAAAAUCCAAUAUUAUUGUUUUGCUGAUCUUUUUAAAUGAAUGUUCAAAGGUAUUGUAUUUCUCACAAGCCAUUUUGAAACAAUAACAAAAAAUGACGCCCCUACUCAGUAAAAUAAUCCAGUUUCGAGUUGGCUAUCGCCUGUUGAAUGACAUAAGUGAAGGAGCAUUUAUUCUUUACAGGCGUAGCCUCCAUCUGAAGUAAACAUAAAUUAUAAGACGUUGUAUGAGAAAUAUUCUUUGCUCACUUAAUUGAUAAAAUGUGCAUUGAAUAUCGCCUUGAAGCUCACCUUUAGCCUUUUCUUGUUUUUCUUUGUGUCUGAAUACAUUUCAGACCUCCUAGGCACUGUUUAAUGCCUUUUUUUGAGCGACAGUUUUUCACCCAGACGACAGUAUGGUCAUUUUAAUUUUUUUAAAUUUUAUUCUUAAAAUCGUACUUGUAGAAAUGUCUUUAUCGUGUUUAUAAAAACCUUGCACUCGCUUGUUUUAUAUGUAAUAAUAUUGGUUAUCUACAUUCUUUUUGAUAAUUAUGUAUUUAUUACUAUUUCCUUGGUUGCGAAUUCCAGGCUUGUGAUCACAAUACCGCAGGCGUCAAAUGCGAGAAGUGUGCUGUUGGUUACUAUGGCGACGCCACCAAAGGAACGUCUAAAGACUGUGAGCCGUGUCCGUGUCCUCUGAUGACCCCAUCCAAUCAGUAAGUACCUCAGAGUUCCGGUUAGUUCCUGCCCACCCAUGAGAGGCCCAUGGGAGCUCUUUCUUGUCCAGUUUCAAUUUUGUGUUUUAUUAAAAUACGGUAAUUUAUGAAAAUGAUUUUAAAUCAAAGGAAAAAAUUAACCCAAGGAUAAAACCAAAGCACAAUCUAAACGUUGCCUAUUAAGAUUCCGGCCUCAGAUGUCCCGUUUUUUCUAAGCCUUGGGCUCCGAAGAUGUUGGCUAUUGCAUCGAACACAUCAUCAAGCUACGCUAUGAAGUCAUUAUGGAAACUCACACAAAGUAAACCACUCUUGUCUCACCUUAUUUACUCUUAAUUGAAGAGUGUGACCUGAUUCUGAUCAAUGGUGCUGAUGUAACUGUUUAACAGGUUCAGCCGAAUUUGCAAGCUAGACACGGACGGCAGACCAACGUGUACCUCAUGUCAACCUGGUUAUACUGGCAGGAACUGUGAAAGGUAUGUGGAUAAUUCUUCUGAGUCCCGUUCCUGAGAGAUAUUUCUUUCUUUCCUUUUUAAUGUAUUUUUUGGCUUGUUUGUUGUUGUUUUUUUUUUGCUGUUGCUGCCGUUGUUUGUUUGUUUUUUUUUUUACGUAUUCGUUGUUUGUUUUUUUUAGUUUUCAACUUAGUCUAGAAGAGCUAUUAUUUGUUUAUCCAGGACCGGGUUGUUCGAAGUUUGGUUCAGAUAUUCAAGCAGAUAUUCAGAUAUGAGAGCUUAAAAAGUACAUUCAGUUUAAUUCUUUUUGUCAACAAGUUGUUGAUUGGAUGCUCUUAAAAAAUAGUUAAGGCAUGGAAAACAAAUUCUUGGAAAACAAAUCAGGUCGAAUUUUUUGCGUUCGACAAGUUUACAAAUUCUUGCCAAUAAAUCUGGGUGCGUGCAAACCAAUCUUUUAUAUAUUUUUUUAUACACCACAUCUGAGGAGAAAGAGUACCAUGAGGCGCUGUUUUUAUCAUAAAGACCUCGUACAAAAUGCAGUAUUUCGCAAUUUUUCAAGACAAAUUGAAUUCAUUCAAUAUUCAGGACCAUCGAAGCAAGCGUGGACUUUUAAUUAGCGAAACCGUUCAAAAAAUUUACAAAAUCAUCUAUACGGCCAGCCGGUUCUAACUUUUGACAAGCGCCAAAUUUGCGAAGAAAUUUUAAAAGAGUUACGCUUCAACGUGAUAAAGAAUUUACUGAGUCUAUUUUUUAUUAAUGGUUUUAUAACGAUGUGUAAUCUUAAAAAGCGUUUGAUACGCUCGGCAUUUUGAGUACUCCUGCAAGCGAUGUUUUUGAACGGCUGAAAACAAAGGGCAAAGCGAUGAAAAUUACACUUUUGAGACUACCAACAAUCAAUAAAGAAAUAUAAUUCGGUAGAACAUUUAGAGACAACAAUUUUCAUUCACGAAAACAAAUGAGUAUUUAAGUGUCUCUAAGAAUCCUCAAGUCUUUACGAGUAAGAUUAAAGAUUAAGUUUAUGUUUUAAGCCGCCGGUUUCCCGGUGUUUGCUGUUUUCAAAGAUGAACUCACGACAAGAAAAUCGCUCAAAGCUUUCUUUCUACAGCCAAAAUUAUAACUAAAUAUUCUUCGGAAAGUCUUUUCUUUCGAUUUACGGUGAAAGGCUUUUUAAAGUUCUGUAAGCUUAAGCUUAUAUCAAACCUCAUACUAGGUCAGAUCAGUGUCUCAGUCAAAUCUUAAUACAAACGUGCAUAAACCAGCUUCAUAAACUGCGCCGCUGGACUUCAUGAAAUUAUAUUUAAAUACAAUAAUUACUCAGGCUUACCAUAAUUCGAGAUGCAGCUCCUGAAAGCUAUCAAGUAAGGCAAGGAUCGCUUGAGCCUUUAUAAUUCUCGUACGCAUCCAGCAAGGUGAAAAACAAAAACGAUGCCAUCCAAAAUCGGAUUAGCGGCUUUGACAAGCGACGCAUUUCUCAACCAAAAACCCAAUAAACAAGCCGGCCAUGAAUAAGAGAACACUCUUGAUAGCAGCUGUAUUUCAUUUUGUAUAUCCAGUGGAAAAAGACAGUUAAAAACAUCACAAGUUAACUCAAACUCUGUCAGCUUCAGCGGUCAAAGUAAACAACUUUCAAGAUGCUGCAUAAAUUUUAUGCAUGAACUCACCUGUCAAAUUUUAACCAAUCAGAGCAUAAAAGUUGGACGUGGAGCGUGAUCAACACGUGACCAUGGUAAGAAAAGGUCUUCCCCGCCUGUAUUUUAAAAAAACUAGCUGAAUUUUUGCGUCUGAGGUCAGUUUGAAAUCAAAAUCGUAAUAGUGCGGGACGAUACCGACAUAAACACAACAUAUUUGAUAUGAAUUUAAAAAAAAGUAAACGUGAGCCUGCGAUCAUUUGAAAACGAGUAAAUUGUCAGCGGAUAACUUCAAAAAACACUCGACCUUGAUGGGUCGACACCUGAGCCCGCGACACGGUCAGGUGAUACUGGUCAGCGGAUACCCUGUUUUGACAGCUGUCAAUUGAUGACCACAUUGAUGUGCAGUCAGCUUUCUCCUGGGCUCCCAACGUAACUAGAAAGCGUGAGAGUAAACAUUGGUAUGCCUGUGGUGCGGACGGACGGUCGGUCGGUCGGUCGGUCGGUCGGUCGGUCACGUGAUUACCAAAUUUUCUGGGAUGGGUAGAUUUAUUUACCCAUGGUGCUCCGCAGGCGCGCUUCGCGCGCGGAGCUCCGCUAAAACUAUCCGAGAAAAUGCUUUUGAACAAAAGAAACAGAAAACCAGGCAAAUUUAACCCUGGGUUAAGCGCUAAUCGGCCUUCGAAUAACUGGACCCAGAAGAUAAUUCUUUGGUUCACCCAUCAAUGCAUUGCGUUAUCGUCAUUGUAGAUAAGGUCUAGUGCUCCUUUUUAGUGGUUUAACCGGUUUGGCAGGAUUGCGAUAAUGCCAAAGUCUAUUUUCGUAACUGUGCACGUUCUAUCCUGCACGCUUUCAUUAUCCGACAAUUGUUAAAAUUCCGAUUCACUGAUUCGGUCAAUACCAGGUUAAUUUCGGUGAGGGUAAGAGGCGGAAUGAGUUUGCGGAAUGGCAUGUGUUAUGGCUUGCGGAAUGACAUAAUUAUGCGGAAUGUAAAAUAUAGAAAAUGGCGCAAAGAAAUAAAUUAAAUUGAAAAACAUGCGCGCGUCUUUGCCGCGCCUUUUUUGGCGCCAAUUUGAGUGAGCAACUUUUUUGCUGGUCCAUUUAUUACUGCUGGCUUAAACCAACAAGGCAGAGCAGAAAGUAGUGAUAAGCUUUACUACAUUCGUGUCUUUGUAAUACUUAAUUUAUUUUUGUUGCUUUAGACAAUACUUUUCCUCUUUCUGCCCACCAUUAUAAUAAAGUCAAAUGUCAAAACGCUAGAGGGAAAAGAACGCUCGUUGAACGUGAAGUCGGGCUAGCUACGAUUCUAGGGAUUAUCAAUUAAUACGGUGGACGAAUCAGAAAAUAUUGGAGACUAAAUGAACGCCCCGAGUCAAACAUUAAUCUGUACUCCAGAAAUCGAGUGAAGUGAACCGCUCUUGUCUCCUUUUGGCCCUUCCGUGUGUCUUCGCACCUUCCUUGUUUGUGUGAGUGUGUGAGUUUGAUCGUGAAAAAAUACUAAAACGGUAGGAAGGGAAAAAAAAAGAAAAACAGACAAACACUCAAUUGCCAGGAUUCGAACUCGCUCUUCUCCUCCAGCUGUCAUUUUCGCGUGCAGGAAACUUAACCAGGCAGCUAAGGAAACAAAAUACAGGAUCCGUUUCAUCUUUGAAUAUCAUGAUCAUGUAACCCACCGUCUGAAAAAGAAACACUUCUCACGCGGUUGCAAAUACAAAUAUAGGUAGAAGGAAACCGUAAAGUUAAUCGUGCGAACAUCUUUUGCACAAAAAAUUAAAGCAGAAUGGAGCGUGACCUUCCAAAACAUAUUUUCGUCAAUGGCCGACUUUCGUCCUGUAGUAUCGGUGCUGCCAUGCAGCCCGACUAAUAAAGGCAAGAAGAAUCUUUGAAGCUGUGCGGAAAAUGCUAAUCGACAAUUAACCUUCGUGGAUUUCUGAUUGUCAUCGUGCAACAUUAAAAAAGCGGCUGCGUUUCCAAAUUGAUUGGCGCAAAAAAAGGGCGCACUUUUCAGUUUAAUUUAUUUCUUUGGGUCAUUCUGCAUAUAUAUUACAUUUCACAUAAUUAUGUCAUUCCGCAAGCCAUGCCACAUGCCAUUCCACAAGCUCAUUCCGCCUUUUACCCUCACCGGGUUAAAUUUUGUUUGUUUGCUUGUUCGUUUUUGUUAAUCGUUUUACACGGCGUUUUAGGUGCGAAAAGGGAUACUUCGGAAAUCCUUCAAAAGUCGGAGAGAAGUGUAUCAAGCUACCAGGUAUGUAAUUAUCGAACCAGUAAAACUAGAGACUAACUUGCUUACAAGGCACAAGCAGAAAUACGAAGAUUUUAACACCCCUCUGUAAGGAUACGAUCAAUUUUACAGUUCUGGAUGACUUACAGUACCAAUCCUUCGAAAUGCUUUGCGCAAAACUUAGACCAGCUCGUCUCCCAAGGGGAUGCAAUUCUAUUGUAGUUGGGACGCUUUAUCAUCUGCCAAGCGCCAGUGACCCUGCGAUAAUGGAAUAUUUAAUCAAGUGCUUAUCAACCAUUGCAUCGUGCUAUCCCAACUGUGGUAUUCUGAUUGCUGGGGAUUUUAACAGAUUGCAAAUAACACGCCUCCGAAACAAUUUCCAGCUAAAGCAAAUGGUCCACUUUCCAACACGAGGCAGAAGGACACUCGAUUUAAUCCGUACAAAUAUUUCUGAGUACUAUCAGGAUCCCAUUGAACGCCCGGCUUUCGGUUUAUCUGAUCACGCCUCAAUUGAGCUCCAACCGAAAGAAAGAGCACAUGUGAAGCAACCUACUAUCACCAUUAAAGCGAGGAAUUUGCGCCCCAGUAAGCGCCAAAAACUUCUUAAUACAAAUGAAGCUAACUAUCUAACCAUUGAAACCCUGCCCAGUGGUUUAAUCAGUCUACCCAAUAAAAACGUGGCCUCCCCGAUUCUUUGCGAAUAGUUGUUUCUACCCGGCAAUUUUUUUUGCUUUUUCCGUUUCUUUCUGUUGGCAAACCAGUGUGUUUCGUCAAAAGAAGCGAAAAUCAGUAGAAAACAUUAUUCUUACCAUUGAGGUACAGGGUACACGUAAACGAUCUCGCACAAAAAGUCUAACCCUUUUAGUUCUUCUCGCCAGAGCAAUAUGUGAAAGAUUUUUAAGGAUUUCAUACUGAUAAAGUUGUAAGAAUUGCCACCCCUUCCAGCUUUUUCGGGAGUUACACAACUAAGAAAAAACCCAGUCGAAAAUAAACCAACCCAGUGACGUUUUCAACGAGAAAAAGGGGAAGAUAUAGAUUCCACUGGGUCUGUUACAGAGCGGCAUAUUUUAAGUCACCUUUAAGGAUCUUUCUUGACUUGUAUAUGAUUGUAAUUACGAUCACCCGAAGCCGUCAGUUCUAUCCAGAUGAUUUGCCCCCGCAUUGCACCAGACGUGCUUCUAUCUGAUCGUCUCUAUUGCCUGCAUAUAUAUUAAGACGACUUGAGCGAUUAAGACAGUUCUGACGCCGGUCAUAAUGGUGCGUAUUUACCUUACUUCAUACCAUGGCCAAACAAAUAAAACAGGUGACUUAUUUCUCUGUUUAUAGUGGGAUAUCUACCAACUGUCAGAGUCAGGCCCAUGAAGCGCAUCAAGGAGGAAGGUAAAAACGCCGUGUUUUAUUGCUUUGCUGGCGGACAGCAAAGACCAAGAUUCGCUUGGACUCGGGAAGACGGACAACCGAUGUCGCGGCGCGUUUCAGUGAAAGGAAAAAGAUUAAAGAUCAGAGGAGUGCAGAAAGAAGACGAAGGAACGUACAUUUGUACCGCUAGAAAUGUUUACGGGUCCGAAACAGCUUCGGCAAAGCUGACUGUGAAAGGUAAAUGUUCCCUUGUCGAUACCUCUACUGCAUUUAACAGAAUUUAUGUCAGUUUCAAAUAAGAUAGACAUAUGAACACUGCUUCAUCGCAGCUUCUCAUUGAUGUUCUUUUGCUACAGCUGAAUUACGUAAGGCCUGGUGAAUAGCACAGCACACAAAUGAAUAAUUUCAAUACAUUUCGUCAUUCAUGUCAUUUUGAUGACGAAAAUCAGGCUAGUAUGACCGAAUACAAACAAAAGAGAGGAAUUGUUUGAUUGGCCAAUCGUUUAGGUUUUGCAGUAUGACGUGAAAGCAAAGUAUCGACUGAUUUCUGGAAAGUUCUCAGGCAUGACGUCUUUUCACCAGAGCGUUUGAUAAACCAAUCAAAUCGCUCUAUUUCCGUUCGUUUGUUGUUUCUGUUUUGAUCGCGUGUUUUCAUUUCAAGGUCAUACGAAAAUCGCUCUAAACUGUGAACUACUGUCUUUUUUUAGACGUUCUUGUAGACCCUAUUGCAGUAACUGUCUCCCCAAAAGUUCUCUACGUCCCAUUAAACAAAAGUGCACAGUUCACUUGCACAGCCAAAAGUGACGCUGAUUAUAGUCUCAAAUGGACGCUUGGUAUGUAUGGUGCACUUCCUGAAGGGGCUGUAGACGAAAAUGGUGUCCUUAAGUUUGAGAAUACACAAGGUAUUCACGAAGGGACCUACACAUGUACUGGUAAAAACUCAUUUACUAAUGACAUGGCCAGCGUUCAGCUGCGUGUGGGAGGUAAGAAAAUACUGGCUUCUGGAUAGCUAAAGGUACUGAAAAACGGGCAACAAAAAGCGUGCAACUUGUUUUGCAACAUUGCUGCAAAACGAUUUGAAUAGCGAUCUUACGCGUUUUACCACCCACGUUCAAACCUGUUAACAACCUGAUUUGUUGCGAGACAGGUUUUGAUGUGGCUGGUAAAACGCGCAACAUCGAUCUUCAACUCGUUUUGCAGCAAUGUUGCACGACAACUUGCACGUCUUUUGUUGCCCAUUUUCCCAUACCUCAAGCCUCGCCUAUUACAUUAACUUGUCAUUAUUAAUAUUUUCCUUCAUUUGACUAAAAUAAUAUAAAAAUAAUACAUUCGAACAUCCCGCAGGCGACCACGCAAAAUGUCAAGAUUUUGUUGUCGCUUACGAGGAUCAGCAACUCAACAGUCGAACAGGUUUUCAGUAGAACAGGCACCCAGAUAUGCUUUUACUCGGAAAAUGAACUCGGCUAAGAUGCCCCUCUUCUUGUUUAUGGGGUGUAAAUCGUAGAUUGCGGUGUGACUUGAGGUGUUUAAGACAGAAGUCAGACAUUGUUCCAAUGAAGGUAUGGCUAAUAAUCUAGAUUAAAUGCUUGCCACUAUUAGUAGGUGGUCAUUUGAUUGAAUAAACUUAACCUUUUAAAGAAAAAAUAAACGAAAGUGCCAAAUAUUUAGGGUAAACAGAUUUUCGCCUUAACUCAUAGCGAGUUACUAUUCCAAAUACUCCAUUUAAUCUUGUUUCUCGUUGUAACAGAUUUAUACAUAUAUAUGUCAAGUUUAGUAACGGUUACCAGCUGUAUGGAUUAGUGGAGUUCUGUCAUGCAAUUUAGUUUUUUACCUUCCUCUAUAAUUCAGUAUGGUUAAUGGUUAUAUUUAGUAUACGUAUGGUUAAUCUAAUGGCCGCAAAAGCGCUUAUUUUUCUUUUGUAGUGACAAGUCCGAAAGUGUCGAUUUCACCCGUACUACUGAGCGUGCGCGAAGGAGACUCGGCUCAAUUUCGCUGCUCAGCCAUUGGAUUUCCCGCUCCAGUCCUCCAGUGGCACGGUGGUCCUGACAGUAAACUACCAUCAGAAGCAAUAUUGUCUAAUGACAAUGGGCUUCUUACAAUUCCUAAAGUAGAGAAGAUAAAUGAAGGAAAGUACUUUUGCACCGCUGAAAACUUGGGUGGCAUUUCCGGUACUAGCGCGUUUCUGAAUGUCUCCGGUAAGAAAUUGAUCCUUCAUUGUUCCUCAUUUUUUCUUUGAUUUCGUUGAUUCUUUCCCAGGGGUUACAAACAAUAAAUAAAGCUUUGAAAAAUUGUUAGGUUAACACUGAAAUUUAAAAAAAAGUUCAUCUCCAUUCCAUUGCUUUUGAAGUUUUGAGCAGUUAUUUUUAUCUUUCGCUCGAUUUGGGUUUUGAUAUUUUUCGUGAAGUAGCUCCCUUAAGCAGAAAAUAAACACGUUUUCUACUCGGUGCCAACAUGGUUCCCAGGGUUCUUACCCCCCUACUUUCCCCUUCCCCCUCUCCCUCUCUCUCGUCAGCAUUAACACUUACUUCCCACUUAGGGCAAAAUGUUGGCUUAGGGAAGGGGUAGGUGGGCAGUUUCCCAGAAACGUAUAAUGAUCCCUGGGAACGAUGUUUGUUUCUUACAUCAGUUAUUCAUCAUCUUUUUAACAGCCGGUGGCAGCGUCCCUGAAAUCUCAGUCACUCCCAGCACUCUCAAUGUUAUAGAAGGUGAUGAGGCGUUAUUUGAAUGCUUUGCUGUUGGAGACCCGACUCCUACAAUUCGCUGGUCACGUGAGAAAGGUCAGCUUUCCUCGUCAUCUUCGUCCGAGAAUGGCGUGCUAAUCAUUUCCUCAACGAAGCUUGAAGACGCAGGAACUUACUUUUGCAGAGCUGCGAACAAAUUCGGAGCCAAGGCUGCACCUGUAACAUUGAAUGUUGAAAAAGGUAUUAUUUAGGCCCCGUUCAUACGUGUUAGGAAAUUUUUGAAUCCGCAACUUUUUCUUUGCGAAUUCGGCUUCUGUCCACACAUAUCCGGUGUAUCCGGCAUACGAAUCCGUUCGCCAAACUGGAAAUUUUUGAAUACGCUAUGAAUCCGGCAUCGCGUGGACGCUAAUUCCAGAUAUGUUUUUAUCCAGUGACGUCACAACAUCGAGCCCAGUUCUUUACCAUGAAUAUUCAAGACGAUGCCGAGCGCCAUGGGUUAUCGCUUCCACACUUCUUUGACUUCAGAUUCAAGUCAUAACUUGUGGACUGUUAAACCUAGUAUGAUUACUUGAGACUUAUGCCAAACGGCGGCUCGACAUUUUGAAGCUUCUUUCCAGGUCGGACGGACGAAUUUGGACACCGUAAACAAGUUAAAACGAGCGAAAUAGUGCUUGGCGACGAUUUUGUCAGUGAAACAGUUAUUGAAGAAGACUGGCAAUAAAAUUUUCGCAUGAGCCGAAGAUCGCUGUACAAAUUAGCUAACGAACUGAGAGUGAAUCCCAGUACGGGUGGACGUGGGCAAAUUAUAUUAGAUUUGAGUACGGAUACAUGUGGAUUUAAAAAUUUUGCGGAUUAGAAAAUAUCCGGAUACGUGUAGACGUAGACGGGACCUUAUUCGACAUUGGAUAAAACUGCACUUAAAGGAGAGCCAAGGCAGUCCAGUUCAUUUUGUUUAAUUUUGCCAGAGUUACUCGCCCUCAAUCGCUAUGGAACUUAAAGUAAGCAAAAAAAAAUAACUUGUAAAUGACACAAGCAAAGAUUCGAGACAAACAAAUAUGUCUCCUGUGCAUUAUUUUUCAAGUUACAAACAGCAGAGAGCAACUUUGAUAAACUGUUAGGUUGAACAGUUUUCAAAAACCCUAAUUUCAAUCCGUUUCAAUCUUCUUCAGUUUUGCCCAUCCGUGGCAUCUGUUGUAACUGUUGUGUUAUUUUAACCUUCCUUUAAUGUUUUAAGCGGUUAUUUUUGUUUCUCUUAAUUUAACAGGCAUUUUGUAAUUACCUAAUAUGGCUGAAUUUCGUGGCACAGCGUCUUUAAUUUUUUUUUCGUUUUUCUUAUUUUCUAACAGAACACAUCAGGCUAGUAGCCUGAGUGAGGUAAAACUUACUUUUGAGAAUCAGUCAAACAGUUUCGAGUUUUGGUAAAACUAACGCUUGAGUCUGAGAUAGAGGGGUAUAAAACAAAAGAUUCCAGCCCAGGUUUGAAUAAGUCAUAAUAUUUUGUUUAAAUUCCCUCUACCUCAGAGCCACGCACGGUCUCUCAAAAAUGAAAGUUUUAACAUGAUAAUAUUUUGUCAGUAAACUUAAAAGAUUGAAAUUUAUUAAAACUCUUCUUAUUAAGAGGUGAGAUGGUAGAGUAUAUACCUCGUUUUUUUCUUCAGACAACUCUGUCGCUCCAACAGCAGUCAUGGUACCGUUAAAUCAAACUGUUGACGUAGGUGCAUCAGCAAUCCUGUCAUGUCAGGUGACAGGACGUCCCUACACCACCAUACAGUGGAACAAAAUUGGCGGCAGCUUAACGGAGAAUCACGUAAUUGCAGAAGGCGUGCUGCGGAUACAAAACGCGACUAUUGAGGACGCGGGAACGUACGUGUGCGUGGCGCAAAACAAGAAAGGAGUCCAGCAGGCAACAGGGAUAGUUGAUGUUAGAAGUGAGUAAUACUCAAAGCACUCCUAUCGGUGAACUUGUGGAAUAGUUUGCAUGAACGCAUGGAGGGUCAGCCAGGGCUAUACUGAGAUAGGUUAUGUUAUUAAUACGCAUACCAUAAUUACCCCUUUCACUCCAGCCAAAAGUGUUACGUAACAGGGUCUACGUUGCCACUCCAAAGGCAUUAUUCAGUGAAAUCAGAAAAUCGCAACUUUACGUAUAAUGAUUUGAGGGAAGAGUUUAGUUUGCUCCCACGAUACAUUAUUUUUGCAGUUAUGAGUGCAUGUAAUGCAUCAGUAGUGAAAAAAGGAUGCGCUUUUUCUGCUUGUGCGUAUAUUAGCAAUCGACAAGAUUAGGGUUUAGUCAUAUGAAGUUUUUUACGCUAAGGUUGGGAAGGUUCUAAGACCAUAUUGCAAAAUCUCAUAUCGUCGAAGCUAUAGUUACAUUAUUUACUUCCCAUAUCCACAUUAACUCGGUACUUAUCAUUCUUUCUAUAUUUCUACGUUUCUUUCUUUCUCUCUCUCUCUCUCUAGCCAUCUUUGCCAAAUAACUUUGAUCAAAAAUUGUUUUUUAAUUGCCAUACGUUCGGAAUUUUGUUAGAUUGCGCAAUGAUUAUUAUUGUUUUUUGUUGUCGUUGUUGUUGUUGUUGUCGUUGUUAAGAACUGGAUGACGUGGCAUAACAACGAUCUUGCAUGUGGCAUGUUAGGCCGAGUUUUUUGAGACCCAGUUAGUUCUUGAACAUAUCGGUUCUUAUGGUUAGCUAUCUUAAAUUUCCUCCAAUCGGGCUUCAAGCAACUCGGCUCUGGUGUGGAGUGAAAGGGUUAAUGAAUCAGCACAAGUUGGUCUGCUCUUGAAUUCUCGAACGACUCUAUUUUGCAUUAGUGUUAAUUCCAUAAACAAGCAAUCGCCAGCUACUUAAACCCUUUCACUCCCAAAAGUGCUCUUGUUCAUAAUCCGAUUAGAUUUUUAGUGCAGUGUUGAAAACAACCACAGAAUCUGACAGCACUGCCGUAUCGUACUGCUCAGUAGCUUCCCAUCAACUGUACCACAGUAAUAUUUUCUCUUCACUCGAAAGUUAAAGCCAGUAAUUGAAGUAUUCUUGUUGUCUUUUAAAGUUUACGAGUUUUGAAAAUUACGAGAAAUUUAUGAGUUACUUUGGGAGGAAAGGGUUAAACAACGCAUGCGCGUGAUCGCUAAGAGACUUAGAGGUAUGCUCGUAAAAUAUUACCAUACAUAUGAGGCCAUAGUGCCCUCGUUACUAAAAGUAGUUUGUCAGCAUAGUAACCGCUAGUGCAAACUCAUUGACGAAAUUUAUAUGCCUGAGACAUUUUGAGGCAUGUUAAAUGAGCACAAUGCAGCCAAAUUGACUUCUGGAUCCAAAUAAAAUGUGCAUUAUUACACAUUGUCUCGUAAGUAAGCACCCCGCAUUUCUCGAUUACCAUUUUCUUUGUUUCGUUUUCAUUGCUUUAAAACUCUCUGAAUGAAUAGAUUUGAAGAAAAAAAGUACCAAAAGGAAAAAUACCAGCUGGACCUUUCCCUUGACCAAUGUCCCAUUAAAGUCUCUAAACUACAUUCUUACCAUUCGUUCUUUGAUGGGUAGGCUAUAAUUUCUUUUGAUAAAACUGCAAUUUUUACUGAUGACAUUCAGAAUAAGCGUUUUAAAAUGUUAUUGGCCUACAGCAUCCAACCGCCUAACUCAUAAAUUGCAAGCGGCCAUGUCAUCUUUCAUGCACGAAUUCUCCAUACUCGCUGAUUGUUAUAUCUUUGAUAAGUACACCCUUUUAAUGGAAUCUGAAGAAUCGCUUUUUGUAGACAGUUGACACGCCUGCCUUUCAGCCUGACUUUGAGGUUGCUUAUAACUCAUAUAUUUUUACAUCCGCCGCACCCCUAGCAUAAAACCAUAAAAUGCUGGAACAUUUCUCGAAAAUAUUACUCCAGAAAACCUAUUUAUACCAUGAACAAUGGUAAUUUUUCCUUUAGAUUUCUAAUCUGCGAUUAAGGCAAAAGGAAAUAAUCAUUGUGAAAGUGUUACUUGUUCACUUGAACUUCUAAAUUAACAAAGCAUAUUAAGUUCUAAUAAACUGUUUACGCUAGUAACGAAAAUAGAUUCCUUUUGAAUUGAAAGGAAAUAUACAACUUAACGAGAUACUUUCCAACUUAGCAUUCAUUCUCUCCACCAAAGGCGCAUGUAAGAGAUCAUCAUCAUCGGUCGACCGAACUGAGUAUCACGGUGCCCGUAACUAAAAAGAAUCAUAUCCAAAUGAAAGGGAAGUUAAUACCGGUGGCGGACCGACACGUGACUUGGCAUGAGUGUCUUACAUGCGUGACUACUUGAGUACGAUGUACUGGAGUUAGCUUAUUUGCAACUUUCCAUUCCCCAAAAUGCGGUUUUCUUUCCCACAAAUGUUUGCAUAAGUAUUGAGACUGUCAAUCGUCCCUUAUUGAGAAAUUGACGCAAUACCCAUGCGCUUUCUUUUGUGAGAAAACCUACUGUAUUAUGGGAAAGGUGAAAGUCGCAAAUGGUGGGAUUUUUUACAAGGAAAUCAGAACCACACUAUAAAUGCAUGCACAAAGAGAAUUAAAAAAUAAACUCUCUAAAAAUCAAGUGAAACCCUAUCUUUUGCAUUCAGGUGUAGAUACCUUAACACGUUGCUUACGGUGGCAGGCUUUAGAUUCACCGUUGGUAGUUGGUUUGUUGCCUUAACGGCUUUACCUCAUUAAAAAAAGAUAAUCAUAAAAUCAGUGUUGAAAGGUUUUUAAAUACUCAAUUUCACAGUUGUCCUUGGUAGAUCCCUUUCCUAGAUUGAAACCUCAAGGCUUGUCCUGUAUUGUGACCUUUCAAAUGGAGUUGGAAGCUACUGAGCAGUUUUUGGAUGGUGCCAUAAGCCGCUUUUCUGUUAUGUUUUCAUCAGAAUUGACUAAUCGUGUUUGAGUUGAAACCGUAACGAGGUUGGAAAUUUUGUGCCACUUCAUCGACUUUCACGCCAAAACUUGCCCGUGCUAUGUCGGGGCGAACGGGCAAACUGUGUUUUGAGUUUUGAUUGUGAUUUCCUGCAGCACAGAUUUAAAACUUGGCUCUGGUUUUUUUUUAUUCGGCUUUUUCGUGAUGCAAAAAGGACACUUACCGACCCAACUUGCUUUUUGCACCACUCAGUUGUUCACGGGGAAGGGAGGGAGGGAGGGCUACUUCCUAUAAUGGCCUAUAAGUGGAAGUUCCCCCUGUGCAAGUUUGUGGCGUACUCCCCUCGUACUCUCUUUAGCGAUGGACUCCAAAUGUUCGGUUGGGCAAUGCAAAAGGUCUUUACCAUAACAUUAGAGAUAUUUUAAGCCCAUCUAUAAAGCCUUGGUCUCACUUUGACUCCCAGCGAAGGUUCCACCAGAGAUAGAAAUCAUGCCUGCACCCAACCACACAGCUAUAACAGGAGAGGCAGUGGUUUUGAGGUGCGUGGUCAAAGCGGGUCAUCCACCUCCAGCUGUAGUCUGGGAAAGAGACACAAAGCAACCACUUAACAGCAGUAGCGACGGCAUAUUGGUGAUCUCCCCUGUAACUUUUGACAAUGAAGGAAUGUAUAUCUGCAAGGCGUCGAAUAUCAUUGGGUCAACUGAGGCCGUGGCCUUGCUUACUGUACAAGGUAAUUAAGUAAUGAUCCGGGUAAGGUGGAUAGCAAUUUCUUUUGUUAUGCGGCAACGGUGCUUUCCCCACACAGCAAUGUUCUCAAUUUUACACAGAGAAUGCAUAAACCUACAUGAAGGUCGUUUACGCAAUAAAAUGCACUUACACUCCACUUUGAAAUGGUGUUUUUUUGUGUUAAAAGAUUUUGACCAAUCACAAGAGUUGAAAACAAUAGCCAAGAAAAGUUUACAAUUUUACAUGUUCCCCACAUAGGAUUUCUUUGUUAUUCAAACUGAGACCAGAUUUUGUUAUAUGGAAGAUGGUUGAAAGUAAGGAUGAAUAUAUGUACCGCUUUAUGAAGUUUUGUUAACUUUUGCUGUUUAAGCCAAUCAGAAGUAAGUACCGACAAUAGAAAAGUUAGCACCUUUCUUGCAUUCCAACCUGUUCGUUGCCAUUGUUGCUAUCGUUCUUAUCUGGACUGUUACUUAAAGAAGAAGGAGAAUUCAAACACCAGAAAGCUCAGAACAAUUUUCCGAGCUCCAGGUGAGAAUCGAACUCACGACCCUCCGAGUUCUAGUUCGAACGCUCUAACCACCGAGCUUCUGGAACUCUAAUGGCGAACAGGGUCGGAAUUUAAUGUUACAAUGAGAAAAGCUCUUAUUGAAAGCUACACUGUAAGAUACCGGCCUCCCUGUCGGUUCUGUCAUUUAUGGAAUUUGCUGCAACCUGUUCAGUAGCGACUAUCUUUCAAGGGUUCGUCGCUUAUAAAAUAAGUCUUACUAAAUCCUCCUUCCUGCUUAAAUGUUCCUCAAAAGACAUGUUAGUGUGUCUCCUAAAGGUAUCGUUCAAUAAGGUUAUCAAGGGCCUGUUUACAUAGAGGUGGGGGACCCUAGAUAGGUGAAAUAGCCUGAUGUAAACGUGAUCAAAUUAAAAUGAGAUUAUAUGGACAGACGGGUAACCUCACCUAAGCGGGUUACCUCACCUACCUGCGGUCUUCCACCUCCAUGUAAUCAGGCCCUAAAAGUAACCCUAGACGUCUUAGGAAAGGGAGUGGGGAGCAAAGGCAGCAAGAAAUUUCCCCGUUAUUCAAAUACCACACGGAUUACCCAGAUUAUAACCCGGUGGUGUUCAAUUCCUGCGAGCAUGUUUUCCUUACUUCCUAUAUAUGUCUUGUUUUCCGACCUCCCCGCCAUUUUGCAUAACCUGUUUGUGGCGAAAAAUAAUGUUGUUGAGUUACCUAAUGUUUGUCUAGCCGCAGAAAAUCAGAUCCUGCAUUAACAUUAAGGAAGAUGUGUGCAAUCAUUUAGCCCUUAUAAACCUUUUGAAUUUGUUUUAAUUUACUUUUAUUUCAUCACACAGCUGAACCCAAGAUAAUGCUGAGCCCGCCCAACUCCAUUUCCGUGACAACUGGGGGGUCGGUCACUCUAGAAUGCGCAGUCGUGGGGAAUCCCCCUCCGGAGGUUCAAUGGAAAACUCAGGGAAAUUCCCAAUCCAAUUUUCAACUGAUGGUGAACGGUCCCGGAAUGUUGAAACUUGUUAUUAGAAAAGUGACUGCGGAACAUCAGGGAAAUUACACUUGUCAUGCUCAAAACAUUGUAGGGAAAACUCUGGAAACGAUUCAGUUGAUAGGUGAGUAUGUCGGGUGUCAGUAUGAGUAUGUUUCCAAUUCUUCCACUCUGUUGACAAAUUAAGUAAAAUAACUUGGUGCCACACAACGUUAUUUAAUUUGUUAUUGUUAUUGUUGUUGUUUUUUGGGGGUAUGUGUGCGGCCCGGGAGGGGGGGCACUUAGGUAUUUUUGGGGUGGGUAUGUGCCGCCCGUGACUCCAAAUUGGCACCCCGUUCUAGAAAAAAUUUCCCCUAAAAUUGAUACCCCGUUCUAGAAAUGGGCCAAUUUUUUAUACUCCGUUCAUAGUAGGGUGCAACAAGAGUACAACGGUUUGCUUGUUAACGCAUUGAACCGUAUUUUUAAAAGCAAUCUGUCCUUGAAUACUUUCAAAUGACUGCUUACAAAAGUGGAGCUUUCGUGCGUUCGAAAUAUUAUACCCCGUUCUAGAAAACCCUUCUGAAAUGGAUACCCCGUUCUAAAUCAGAAGUUUCAAAAUCACGACCCCUUUGGGCGGCACAUACCCGUAUUAUUUUUUGACGUCUGUAUUCUAAUACGGCUAAACGGGUGUGUUAUACGUCUUUAUAAUGCAGUGCGCUUCGAUUUUCAUUCUCUCUUUUCCUCAGGAAAUAAAGUGGUGUAAUUCCGGUAACAUUUGCUUUUGGUCUUUUGCUUUAAAUUUUCUCAAUGCACGGUAAACUUCCCACUAUCCCACCCGUGGUUUAAAAUUAAACUGGUUUGCUUUCCUUUUCGAAGUGUGUGGGAAUGACAUUGAAAAAUUUUAAACAGAAAACAAGGAUAGGUUGAACCACAUGUAUCAGUGUAACUGAUAUUUGCGUUGUAUAUGUAUCCAAAGUUGUUUCGGCAGAUCUCAUGACGCUUGUGUAGACUAUUUCAUGCAAAGCAAUUCCUAGAGAUCAAGUAAUGCGUGAUGCAGUGAUUCAAAAACUCUCCUUGUAAUUUUCCAUAAGCAAAGGUUGACCUUUGCUUUUUCUUUGCUCCUUAGUAAAGGUUCCACCAGAAAUAGAAAUUACACCAACCACGAACCUCACAAUUGCCACAGGAGAAUCAGUUAUUUUAAGAUGCGUGGUGAGAGCUGGUAAUCCAUCACCGUCAUUGAUCUGGGAACGAGAAGGGAAUAAACCACUGAAUAGCAGUAAAGACGGCGCCUUAGUGAUCUCUGCUGCCACUGGCGACAGUCAGGGAAAAUACAUUUGUAGAGCUACGAAUAAUCUAGGAACAUCUGAAGCCAUUGCCUUUCUUACUGUUCAAGGUAUCAUACAGAUUGUGUUAUUUAUAUCCAUUCUCCACUUAACAAGUGGCGAAUGAAAGAGCUUCGGCUGAAGUGAUAAAGGUGCUACAUCCGUUCUCGCUAAUGAAUUUAAUAAGGUACCAUCAAUUCAAUUUAAAAAAAAUAAGCUCCUUUCUUAACAUUUAAGCGCCAUUGGGACCUGUAGAAUGUUUCCACCCAAGCUCAAGCUAUGGCAGAAAUAAAUGUAUACACUCUUUUAAAAUAUAAGCCUUGAGCCGUUGUGUUUGGUUUGUAAAUUAUCACGCGCGUAACAGAGCUUGAAUUUUUGGCCAUGAAGAAUGGUGAAAAAGAAAUAAAUUCAUAGAAACCAAAGAGAAUGUAAGAUGCCAAAUAUAAAAUUGGGAUACAUAUACUGCUUUUUGUCUAUGGUUUAGGCUGUCCGUUUGUGCCACGUUGCCAAGAGGAGAGAGGAGCAAAGUUUGGCGAUAUUCAUUGAUAUUCAUGAUACUCUAUUCUACCUGUGUUGCACCACGUUCCCUGUUAUUUUUCAGCUAGGUUCUGUGUGAUGUGUGGAAAAAAACGUUUGAUUCCUGAACUGGUUUAUAAUUUCACACUGUAUCUGUCCCCUUGUGCUUUUCUUUCACAGCUGAACCCAAGAUAAUGGUCAGCCCUUCUAAUUCGAUCUCCGUGACAGCUGGUUCUUCGGUCACACUAGAAUGCGCAGCCGUGGGGAUCCCCUCCGGUGGUUCAGUGGAUACCCCAGGGACAUUCCAAUCUACAACUGAUGGAAAGCGGCCCUGGGGUGCUGAAACUAAUUGUAAAAACAUCACUUCAUCGAACCAGGGUAAUUACACUUGUCAGGCCCAGAACAUCGUAGGAAUAACCAAGGAAACAAUUCAUGUAACAGGUGCGUAAGUUGAUUUUGCCCAGGUUAUCAAAAGAGCUCUUGAAAAUGCUUUUUAGAACUUUACGCUUCUGAUCACUAGCCGGUUAACAGUGCAUGAAAAGACUGUGACCGCCGGCAACCGAAUUAAGUUAAGAAUCGCCUUCUCAUGGCUAAGGCGUGUCCGGGACUGAAAGACGAUUGUUUUCGGUUUUAAUAUUUCUUCACUCAGAGCCUUAAAUUGCCACUGCUUACGAAACACAUCAUGAUAAAUCAGCUUCCUUUUAGGAAAUAAAACGACUUCACUAAAUCCUCAAAAGCCUUAGCAAACGCAAGAAAUUUACGUCGGUUUACGUCGUUUCCACUUAACUUAGUUGUUGUGAUUUGCCAGGACGAAGAAACAAUAUAGGACACAGCGUUGAAAUAACUUCACACGCCAUGGUAAUUAUUUUGGUUCCACUUUUACCCAAAUGUCUUGAGUUUGGAACCAAAACACGAAGUCCUUUGAUGAGUGAAUUCUCAUCAGUUUGUUGACCUAAGUAUCAUCGAAUGCAUCAUCGAAUUUUCUCCGUGUGGCAUUUCCCAUCACUCUCAAACCAAAGAUACUCUAACCUCAAACCCUGUCUAAAAUCUGCAAUUGCCACUAGUUAAGUAAUUAAAAGUGUUACGAGUAAUAAUAGUAACAAUAAUAAUUAUAUAACAACAAAAUCUUGAAUCUUCAGUAAAGGAUAUGCCAAGAAUAGAAAUCAGGCCAGCACCAAACCUGACAGUGAGCGGUGGAGAUACUGUGAAUCUAACGUGUGCGGUAAUUGCGGGUAAUCCAACCCCGACUGUGGUCUGGGAACGAGAAGGAAAUAAACCGCUGAACAGCAGUAGUGAUGGCGUGUUAGUGAUAGCUGCUGCCAGUGGUGUCAGUCAAGGAAAGUACAUCUGUAGAGCGACGAAUAUUCUGGGGUCCACUGAGGCAGUCGCCUUUCUUAUUGUUCAAGGUACAAUUAUCUGGCAACGCGUUAUAAAAUGUACGUCACGAAAUAGGAAAUUUUUAAGAUAUAACGUCAAUGCUCUCUGAAAGCACACCAUUUUGCAUUAGAGUUUAGACCUCUCAAAUGAAAAAUUAAUAAAGUUAUGCAUUUGUUUAUUUAUUCAUUUAUAGACCAUACAAUACCCUAUUUGUCUGUAAGAUAGAGCGUUUACCGUAACUAGCGACCAGCUCGGCAAGAUUCACUAAAGGGUCUCGCGUCUUCUUCCGUAACGUUUACCCCCAAUGACCGCCCGUCAUGGUAAGCCGGUUCUUCCAGGACGAUCUUACUGUAAAACGGGGGACUGCAAACAACCUUAUCAAUUCUAUUAACCAUUUAAUCUAAUUAAAGGCGCCCUUGGUAGCAACUUUCAGUCUCAGUUAUGAUGAAUUGUUUUGGCUAAGCGUUCAAAGGCUAGUGUCUCUUGUACAGAAGCAAAAACACAAUGUAGAAAAGCAGUGCAUAACGCUACUUCUGGCUUAUGCUUUCAUGGGCCAUAGCGCAAGUUUCUGCGCCAAUACAAUAAAGCACAUUUCUUUAAUACACAGGUGAGCCAAAGAUAAUAGUGAGCCCUUCCAGUCCCGUAUCAGUUAAAGCUGGCAGCUUUGUCUCUCUAGAAUGUGUAGCAGAGGGAAAACCCACCCCAGAUGUUCAAUGGGAAACUCAGCUUAAAUCUCACUCCAGCCUUCAGCUGGGGGAACGUGGCCGUGGUGUCUCAAAACUGGUAAUUGAGACCGUGGGUCCAGAAGAUGAGGGCAAUUACACCUGUCAGGCUCAAAACAUGGUAGGGAAGACCCAGGAAACUGUUCAGUUGAUAGGUAAGUUCGUAGUGAGACCAGUUGUAAUACAGGUUAUUGUUGAAGUUUGUAAGUUUCUUUGCCAACUUAGAGCUGGAUAUAACAAAAGGGCAUCGGACAAUAGAUGGAAUUGCCCACUAGAGGACAAGAAAAUUAAUGUGGCUUGGUAAUUAAUACAGGCGCUAUGAUAUCUUCAUGCUGAUAUUUUUGUGGAAACGUUGUGUGGAAAACUUUGUCAUAGCUCAAUGUGCCAGUUUUAAUGACGAAGUUACCUUAACUCAGCAUGUCAUUUGCCUGAGAACGUUUCUGGUUUUUCUGACUAGAAUGAUGUUCUGGUGGGUAAUACCGGUAUGUCCUUUUUCCACCGUUCUGAAUGAAAUACCUAAAACAGACCUAAUAUUUGCAGCUGUGCUAUUCUUAAUUAUCAGCCCAGCAGCCUGACCGCCUCUACCCCCGACUGAAUCUUUACAGGCUCAUUUUUAGCCCCGCUCGGAUGAGAAGCCAUGAAGUGUACGAGGGUACGAUAAGCCCUGAUAUCAUGCAUAUGGUUACCAGCCUCAGGGCUGAAAAAUCACCCACCUUAAACUAAUCUUAGCUGUCCUAACAGUUAACUCUGAAAUCAGUCUUUUUACUUUCAUCUGUUAGUAAAGGUGAUGCCAAAAAUAGAAAUCAUGCCAGCGAGAAAGCUGACAGUCACAGGUGGAGAGAGUGUAACAUUCAGAUGCGUAGUGAAGGCGGGCAACCCGCCUCCAUCGGUGGUCUGGGAAAGGGAGCAAAAUAAACCGUUGAACAGCAGUGACAACGGCGUCUUAGUGAUCUCUCGCGCGUCCGGUGACAGUGGAGGCAGAUAUAUUUGUAAGGCGACAAAUAUCCUAGGGUCAACUGAAGCAGCGGCUUUGCUUAUUGUUCAAGGUAAAUUUUAAUCUAACACAAGCCAAGGGCAACUACUCUACAAAUACCUAUCUUGUUUCUGACAACCCUUUUCAAGAACCACCACCCAAAACAUCCAAAACUCUUCUUGUGUGUUCGUUUUUUUUUCUUGUCCGUCUUUUAUUACUAUGAAUUCCUGAAGACAAACUUCACGAGGAAAGUAAUGGCCAGUUGUCGUUUUAGCCAGAUCCUUAUCUUUACUUCACUUACAACAGCACGAGUAAGCAAUGACUACAUUACCCAAGGAGAAAUUAAAACAAUACUUAUAAUUAAGAGUUUUAAGGGGACAAACAACGAAUAUCUUGACCAGUGCUGAAAUGGCGAGACUUUUCAACAAGAAAGUAUCUCGUUUCUUCCUUUUUGAAACCUGUAUUCAUGUGCCAGUGAUAAAGCUUAUUUUAUGGCAUCUUGAAGGUAGUGACUGCACAAUUACGGUAUGGUUUGCUUAAUUGUUACACAGGUGAACCCCAGUUGAUAGUAAACCCUUCCAGUCCAGUCUCCGUGACAGGUGGAAGCUCGGUCACGCUGGAAUGUACAGCUGCAGGGAGCCCUCCUCCAGUAGUCCAAUGGAUUAUUGAAGGGCAUCCUCGGUCUAAUCUGCAAAUAAGGGAAACCAAUCGUGGGGUGUUGAAGUUGAUUAUUGAAAAUGUCAGACCGGAAGACCAGGGGAACUUUACCUGCCAGGCAGAGAAUAUUGUAGGAUUGACUCAGGAAAGUGUGCAGUUAACAGGUAUAUUCCUUAUGCAGUGUAAUGGCAGCAAGGUACUGAGAAAUUAAGGACUCGCUAAAUGUCCUUCUCAGACAUCCGAAAUGUAAACGAUCGUAAACAAAUCAUUUCCUCUUUUGCUUUCCACCAUAUCAUGAACCUGGAACUGGUUAUCAUAGAAUAACAAGGUUUCAUUUGUUUUUCUUAGGUUUUCUUGCGAAAUUGCAACCACUGUUUCCUCAUAUUUGUUAAUCUAAUCAUCCAAUGUUGACAUUAAAGAUUCCUUAUUGUCGAGGAGUGUCUGUGUCUAGCCUGACAAAACAGCUGACAUUUCGAGACGCCAUCAACGGAGAAUACGUCUAAGGAACGGGUGCAGAAAUUUCAUACUAAUGAUGUGUCACUACCCAGAUCUGGAGAGUGCCAACCAAAAUCACUACCCAGGUCAGAGUAGUAGAACGUCAUUAGUAUAAAAUUUCUUCACUCGUUCAUCAGACGUCAUUUCCAGGAAAACCAUUAGUGGUGUCGCGAGAUGUCGGCAGUUUUUUCAUGCUAGGCUGUGUCAGGAUGUCUGUCAUUUUACUUUAAUUUAGAAGAACUUUUGAUAUUGUCCUUACUUUAAUUAAAGGAAGCUUUAAUUUUAGGUCAAACUUGUUUUCAAAGAGGAUUGUAUGACGUGAUAUUUUAAGCAUGUGGCGUAUGUGUGGAAACUUUUUCACACUUAUUCAGCUUAGAACAAAACUAAUGAGUGAUACAAAAGUUGAACUAAAUUCAUGUUUUGUUUUUCUCCAUUGACGAAAUAUGACAUAAGGUUAUUCUGAUUCCUUCUAGUAACUGUUCCACUAGAACCACCAGAGAUCGUCUUAAAUUCUGUUUCACAAACUGUCAUCGAAGGAGCAGACGUGGAGUUUCGGUGCAAUGCGUCCGGCUUACCAGCUCCGACCAUUGUCUGGGAAAGACUGGGUUCUAAUUUACCCAAUGACGCCCUUGAUAGAGAUGGAAUACUGAUGAUCCCGUCUGUCGCUGCAGAAGAUGCUGGGACGUACUCCUGUAAAGCAGUUAAUAGUGAAGGGCAGGACAGUUUUAGUGUCAAGUUGGAAGUGAUAGGUACGAUUAAGGAAAAAAUUGAACCUAAGAAAAGAGAGGAUAAAGUUUCUCGAAUCCAGGCUAAUCAAAAAUAUUACUGAGAAAAAUCACGUUCAGAAUCCAAGUUAGAGACAUUCAAAGGUUUUAUUUCUUGUUGCUGAACAAGAAGAUACAUCUCCCACAAAUUUCAACGCAAAACAAAUUUUAACGUCAAUUAUCAUUGAUCGUGUAUCAUUUCGUAGAAGCAUAUAAUUGAGUUACACAUUUUAUCCUGGCGAAGUACAACGAUGCCGCCAACUGGAGGUUUAAAGGCCAUUUCUUUAGGUACCACUUUGACCAAUAAGGCAUCCUGUUUCUGAGCCUUCCAUAAAAAAAAAUGGUUCCUUCUUCAUAUGCUUUAAUAUGAAGAGGGGCUUUGAUUAAUAACUAAGGGACUUUCCCUCACUUUCGCUUGGUAACAGUUCAAACUAUAGGAUAUUUCAAAAAAGCCCUUUUUAAAUACGAAAUGGCACAUGUCCUUACCCUUUUCUGUACUACAAACAGUCAAAUACAGUCAAAUUUCCCUUACGCAGACACCAUCGGCAAGCAAAAAGGUAAUUUCAUUGGGAGCUGGCCGGUAACAAAUCAUGCUUUUGUAGUGAAGUUCCUAAUGGGAAGAUUUGUUAAGGUGGCCGUAAGUGAAGCUGUCCGCUUGAGGCAUAUCGUACGUCCGUCAAAAGAUAAAAGACCUUAGACUGCUACUACCCUGUUAUACACCUCUCCCAUUAGAUCUUUUCAACGUAAUUAUUACUAUCAACGAUUCCAAGUAAUGCUGUUUUUUGAACUCGAGGUUUUUAACAUUUUCCAAAGGUUUCGAAAACAGUGAAAAAAUGGAACGCCACCUUUAGGAACUUUUAGGAGAAACGACAAAUUUAAAAAGGUAGCCAUGUGAUUGAAUAUUCAAGACUGAAAUUUUGUUUUCUUUUCUUCCCCAAACUUGAUUCCUCCUGUUUUAUGAGCAUAAACUUAAACGCAACAUCUGAAGGAUCAAGGAGACAAAAUAUAGUGAGUUGUAUUAAGUUGUCAUACCAAGCCUCGAACCCCUUUUAUUGUGUCUUCUCACCAAGGCAGAAUUAUGAUUUUUUUUUUACCAUAAAACUCGCAAAUAGUGAACUGACCUAUGUCUACAUUUAAGUGAUAAAACAAUCCGAACCCUACCUGUUUCUUUUUUCUUUUUUUCAACUAGUGCCUCCUCUAAUCGACGUGACUCCCUCCGAGAUCUCCGUCAAUCAAGGAACCUCCUUUAACAUCUUUUGCAUUGUUAGGCCAUCACUUGCAAUCACGUGGUCAAAACUCAAUGUUAGUUUCCCAAACGGCAUCGUGAGCGACAAGGGGACCUUAAAAGUCAGUGAGGCGAAACUGAAACAUGCAGGAACAUACCGCUGUUAUGCUAACAAUUCAGCGGGCUCCAGUGAAGGCUUUGCAAGCGUCGUCGUGUAUGGUAGGAACCUUUAGGGGCCGUUAAUUUAAAAAAAUAUCGCAGUAUAUAUAAAAAAGUGCAUACCUCAAGAGUUAAGGUAAUAAAAGUUUUAAUUGUAAAAACACAAAUUAAAAAAAGGCCUUUCAUCCCUUCUUCUUCUCUCUCAAUGACUCCCAUUUAUCAUUUUUCCCUUUUAUUUAGAAAGAAACAUUCUAUGUUGUACUAUAAAUUCUAUAUUGUACUACAAAUGAUGUUUUUUUGUGAUGGCAGUGAAAGUGUCUUUGAAAUAUACGUUCGAGUCUUGUUGCUCUUUGCAUAUCGAUUAUCUUCAUUAUUUAUCAACUUAUAUUUGGGAAAUCAGUGCUAACCAACACGCUAGUCAAUUUUCAGUUUCAUCCCAUGUUCAAUUUGUCCUGGCUUUUUGACUGACUUUCGUUCUGAUAUCUCAGCUGCACCAAAAGUGGUGGCCUGGCCUAGAUCUUUUGAAGCAGCUCAUAAAUCCAAUGUUACAUUUCACUGCAACGCGACUGGCAUACCCGACCCGGUGAUCUCCUGGUCAAAAGAGGGAAGCGACAUUCCCUUACGACACUCAGCUGGUGUCUUGAGUCUUACAGGAGUUAUCAGUGACGAUAAUGGUCGAUACAUCUGCACAGCAAAAAAAUGCUGCUGGAACUUCUACAACAUCUAUAGAACUCACUGUCGAAGGUUUGUUAGAGCUUCGCUUUGAAGAAAAAGAAGUCACUUUCUGUUCAUCUCGAUCCCCUUUUUAUGCUUAUUUCCCCUUAUCAUGCUUAAGUUCAUUGGUCCGGUUCACGACCCCAUAUUCUAAAAGUACAGUGUUUAAUUAUAUCAUAACCAAAAAUUAAUGUCCACAAAUCUUUUUCAAAUGUCGAGCCGAUUCAUUGCACUCUAAUUAUAUUAUGCUAUACCCUUGAGUUUAUCCAAUUGUUAUUGUUAUCAUUAUCAUUAUUAUUAUUAUUGUUGUUGUUGCUGCUGUAAUUAUUACUAUUGUUAUCUUUAUCGUUUUUGUCAUUGUAUCAGUAUCAUAAUCAUUAUCAUUAUUACUAUCAUUAAAUCAUUCGUAUGAGUAGCCAUGUAAUCAUAUCCUUUUCAGAUCUACCCAGUGUGGUUAUAACAGGUGGAACCUCCGUCAAAACAGUUUCAGUAGGAAAGAAUUUGACUUUAGAAUGCAUCGCGAAUGGAACCCCACAAUCAGAAAUACAAUGGACCCGCGUCGACGGUCUGUUGCCCGAGGGACUCAUUUCAAAAGGAGGACAGCUUAUUUUUCCGCACGCGCGGCUUGCCUAUGGUGGUGUAUAUAG